AGAAAAUAAUAAAAAAAAACGAAAUCCACAAAAAACAACAACAAAAAUCAAUUCAACUUCAUCGUCAUUAACAACAGAAACUAAUUCGGCAUUAUCGCAAUUAACAAUAGAAACUAAUUCAACGUCAUCAUCAUUAACAGAUACAAUUAAUUCAACAUUACCAUCAUUAACAACAGAAAUUAAUUCAACGUCACCACCAUUAAAAACAACAAGUAGUUCAAGAUCACCACCAUUAACAACAAAAGAUGAACAUAUUCAAUUUAUAUUAAAUUUAAUGAAGAAAUGGACAGAAAAUAGCAAAGAAAAUUUACAUCUUGAUCAAUUAGCAUUAAAACCGGAUGUUGAUUAUGGUUCCGCUAGAUUCCAUUCGAUUCCAUUGGAUUCCUUUGGAUUCCAUUGGAUUCCAUUGGAUUCCAUUGGAUUCCUUUGGAUUCCAUUGGAUUCCAUUGGAUUCCGUGGGAUUCCAGGAUUCCAGGAUUCCGUGCUUUCCCCCUUGGUCUACUGUCCACUUUUCAUGUAA
Molecule: messenger RNA, 520 nt
Organism: Didymodactylos carnosus
Lineage: Eukaryota; Metazoa; Rotifera; Eurotatoria; Philodinida; Philodinidae
Source: the annotation of a GenBank genome assembly